Molecule: messenger RNA, 2295 nt
Organism: Colletotrichum abscissum
Lineage: Eukaryota; Fungi; Ascomycota; Sordariomycetes; Glomerellales; Glomerellaceae
Exons: 12
Coding region: 1-2295 (764 amino acids)
Source: RefSeq, a predicted model, not a curated record
AUGGCCUCUCUGCCAGUUCCGGAUGGCAUAGAUCUCAGCGAGUCCAGAGUUGCUAGCAUCAUUGGUGCUCUCAGUUGCACGUGGGCACUCGCAGCCAUCGCAGUUGCGCUUCGGUUUCUUGCCCGACGAAUACAAUCCAACAAGCUUUGGUUGGAGGACUGGCUGAUAACUGUUUCCUUGACCGCAGCAGCUGUGCACGUUUUUAUAAGCAUAGGAUACAUGAUACCGAAUGGUACCGGUGAACACAUUUGGGUAGCGCCAACCUCGGCGACAAGAGCGUGGGCAAUUGGACUUUUCGUAUCAGAAGUAGCGUACACAGUGACGUUAUCAACAGUCAAGUGGUCGACAUUGGCGCUCUACUGGCGAAUAUUCAAUGCCCGUAAAAGCAUCAGAUAUUACAUCUGGGCUAUGGCCGGCAUCGUCUUAGCUUGGUUUAUUGCUGUUAUUCUCGUCACGAUCUUCCAAUGUCUCCCUGUUCAUGCCUUCUGGGCACGCUACGACACAGUCAAACCCCUGUCGUCUGAUCAAUACACAUGCGGUGUAGAUGUCAAGAUGUUCUUCAAGGGAAACUCUAUUCCCAAUAUUAUAACGGAUGCACUAGUUGUGUUAUUACCUAUCCCCUAUGUGUGGAAGCUACAGCUGCACAAAGCACAGAAGUUUGCCCUUGCAGGUAUUUUUGCGCUCGGCACUUUCGUUACCGUAGUCUCUAUGGCCCGGUUAAAUGUGAUUCUUUCAGUCGACCUCACAUCACCGGACAUUACCUGGAAUUUCAUCGACACCAUUAUCUGGACUAAUGUCGAAGCCAACACGGCUAUCAUCUGCGCCUGUCUCCCAUGCCUGAAACCGAUCCUCAACCUCGCGCUGAAUGGCCGACUGAAAUCUUCAAUCAAACGGAGUGGCCAGAACUCAGGCGGACAAUACAUACUCAACGACCGUACGAAGCCCAGCACGGCAAAUGGAAGCAGUUAUCUAGGAGGCUCUGGUACUGGGGCGAUGCGAAAGGGGCUCGGCGGCGGCGGUGCCGAGGACGAGCGUCCUUUUACUCGACUGAGUGAACGUGAUUCUGAGCCAAGUAUUGAUGUCGCAAACGAUGACGGUGGCAGUGGGCAUGAAAGUUUGAGCAAAGGGAGAGAUGACCCAAUCGAAGUUAUCGAACGACAAAAAUGUGUGGCAGAAGAGCUUGCCGGCGAGGCAAUCGCUUUAGAAGCAGUCCUUAGAGUUUCACCGACGACUGCAGAUAAUGAGAAUGCUGCUGCACCAGCAGUACCAGUAGCACCGGCAUCGCUGGCUGCUGCGUCGUCACCAGCUCCUGCCGCCCUAACUGUGGCUGUAGAGGAUCCGGACCCAUCCACUGAUGGCUACGAGAGCGGUGGCGAUAGCAGAGUGUUGAAACCGGCCGGCUGGAUCAAGCUGCAAGAGCUGAGAUGGAGAUUUGCUUGCGAUGACGACACGACGACGCCUGACUACGCCCCGUCCAGAAUGACAAACCUCAUCGAAGAAGGUCUCAGCAAGUUCGGCUCCGAGCUCUACGCAUCAGAGACCAACCCGGAACGUCUCAGAGCUGGUGGAUUCGUGACGAAAGUUCACAAUAUCAAAAAGGUGCCUUUGGAAAUUUUCGUGGCGUUCUCUGAAAGCGUCACCGGUAAGAUAAUCGUUAUCACCAGCGUCUCGCCGGAGAGCCUUGGUCUGGCUACUGCUUCUGCUAUCAUCCCUGUCGUUGACAUUCUCAUCAAUAACGCGGGUGUCAUAGCCCUCCCGGAUUUUCAGCUUUCCGAAGAUAGCAUCGAAAUGACGUUUGCCACCAAUCACGUCGGCCACUUCCUCUUCACGAACCUCAUCCAGUCAAAGAUUAUCAAGGCAGGAGAGACAUCUUCAAAACCUACCAGAAUUAUCAACGUCAGCUCCUACGGACACCAAUCCUCGCCGAAGGCCAGCUUCUUGACGGGUCAAGAAUGGUCCGAAAAGUCUUACGUUGGUUUCCUGUCAUAUGCCAAAUAUGGCAUCAGAUCCUACGCUAUCCAUCCCGGCGCAGUCACCACAAACAUCAAUCGCCACGCCAAAUCGGAGGAGAUUAAGAAGGCACUCAAGAGGUUGAAGAGGCUUGGAUUCGAGACUCCCGCCAAGACACUAGAUCAAGGCGCCGAUUCCUCGGUCAUCUCUGCCGUGGAUCCCGACUUACCGAGCAUGGACCUUUCGAGCCUUGAGUCGAAGGGCCUUUAUAUGAUUGACUGCGAGCUUGAUGACGAGCAGUGCGCUGGAUUUGCCAGGAACCUGGAGUAUGCUGACAAGAUCUGA